AUGCCUAUCAAGAGCUUUGCUAGCCGCCUUGCCCUCUCCCUGGCCAUCUGUGGUACAGCCAUGGGCCAGAAGGUCAAUGGAGCCGACUACAACAAGCCAGACGGAGGCCCCCCAGCCAAGUUCUUCCAGGCUUCGAGCUCCAUUCCUGUGGCGGCUAUCCAGGCUGCUGCUGCUAAGGCCAGCAAGGUUCCCUCUCAUGCUACCUAUCCUAUCGGUCAGGGUAGUACCAAGUCCACUAUCCACAGCGACUGGGCGGGCUUCUCUGAGGGCGCUGCCUUCUCCUUCAUCGCCGACAUGGAUGUUGAUUGCGAUGGGCUUAACCAUGGCUGCAAGGGCAACCCCGACGGCCAAAAAGAAACUAACUGGGGCGCGCUGUCCGCAUACGAGGUGCCCUUCAUUGUCAUCCCUCAGGAAUUCCUGGAUGCGAAUAAGGGCACACUCAAAGGAAACGCCGUCGCUGCCGUUAUUUGUGCCACCUCCAGCAACGGUAAGAUGUUCUACGGUAUCUUCGGUGACUCGAACGGAGAUAGCCCUCAGGUCACUGGUGAAGCCUCCUGGUUAAUGGCCAGGACCUGUUUCCCCGAGGAGGACCUGAACGGUAACAAGGGCCACACCGCUGCCGACGUUACUUACAUCGUCUUCACCGGUGACAAGGCCGUUCUCCCCAGCAGCGCCCUGAACAAGAACUACAUCACCAACUUCGACACCCUCCGCUCGAUGGGCGACAGCCUCGUCGGCGCCCUCGCCAAGAACCUCAACCUCGGUGGCGGCGGCGGCAACCCCCCGACCACUCUGACGACAACUAGUAUCCCCGAGCCAACAGGCGGCUCCGGCUCCUGCUCCUGGCCGGGCCACUGCGCCGGAUUCAAAAAUAAAGGUGCCACAUGUUCUUCCAACGACGACUGUUCCGACGACCUCGCCUGCCAGAACGGAAAAUGUGCCUCUGACGGAUCGGCAGAGACCUGUUCCUGGGAGGGUCACUGCAAGGGUGCUACUUGCUCAAGCAAUGACGACUGCUCCGAUGAGCUUGCUUGCAUCAGCGGUAUUUGCUCUGUUGAUAACGGGGUGGAGACUUGCGAAUGGGAGGGCCAUUGUGAGGGUGCCUCUUGCUCUAGUCACGAUGACUGCGAUGGUAACCUCGCCUGCAAGAACGGGAAGUGCAGCGCCUAA
Molecule: messenger RNA, 1170 nt
Organism: Aspergillus oryzae RIB40
Lineage: Eukaryota; Fungi; Ascomycota; Eurotiomycetes; Eurotiales; Aspergillaceae
Product: glycoside hydrolase family 75 protein
Exons: 8
Coding region: 1-1170 (389 amino acids)
Molecular function (GO): chitosanase activity
Source: RefSeq, a predicted model, not a curated record